Molecule: messenger RNA, 3820 nt
Organism: Sander lucioperca (pikeperch)
Lineage: Eukaryota; Metazoa; Chordata; Actinopteri; Perciformes; Percidae
Gene: adcyap1b
Product: adenylate cyclase activating polypeptide 1b
Exons: 5
Coding region: 301-828 (175 amino acids)
Biological process (GO): neuropeptide signaling pathway; positive regulation of ERK1 and ERK2 cascade; positive regulation of transcription by RNA polymerase II
Cellular component (GO): neuron projection; perikaryon; extracellular region
Molecular function (GO): peptide hormone receptor binding; neuropeptide hormone activity; pituitary adenylate cyclase activating polypeptide activity
Source: RefSeq, a predicted model, not a curated record
AAGACAAUCACAGCACAGGACAAAAGUUUAGAGCAACGCUAUGCAGACGAACAUACAGCGCACUUUCUCUCCGAGUUUGCCUGUGCGACUGGUUGAGUCCUAUUAAUUGUACCUCAAAGUGAGAUAGCCUGUACGGAGGGGAACAUAAGGAGACGACGGAGGCGCUUCAGCCAGGAAAUAAGUGCCGUGAGAAAGAAACCGUCUUUCUCUCUCUCACACACACACACACACACACACUACCACAGCCGCGCCCGGAUCACAUCCUACAGCACAGCGUUCUCCCUGCUUUCCUGCUAUAGCAUGGCCAGUUCGAGUAAAGCGACUUUAAUCUUGCUCGUCUACGGAAUCUUAAUGCACUACAGCGUCUUCUGCACACCUAUCGGACUAAGUUACCCUAAAAUUAGACUUGAAAACGACGCCUUCGAUGAGGACGGGAAUUCAUUAUCCGACAUGGGUUUUGAUAGCGAUCAGAUUGCUAUACGAAGCCCACCAUCCUUAAACGACGACGCGUACACUCUAUACUACCCUCCAGAGAAGAGAACAGAAAGGCAUGCUGAGGAAGAAUUAGAUAGAGCCUUGAGGGAGAUCCUGGGUCAGUUAACAGCGAGACAUUAUCUGCAUUCUCUGAUGACAAUUCGUGCAGGUGAAGACAACAGCAUGGAGGAAGAGUCAGAGCCCUUAUCCAAAAGACAUUCAGAUGGGAUCUUCACCGACAGCUACAGUCGCUAUAGAAAGCAGAUGGCCGUGCAGAAAUACCUGGCAGCGGUUCUGGGAAGAAGGUACAGACAGAGAGUUAGGAACAAAGGACGCCGACUUGCCUAUUUGUAGCGUUGUUAUAGCGCCCAAACUGCCCUCCUGUGUAUAUACAUCCAGUCGUUAAAUCAAAGUCAUUCAGAUAUAUCUGACCAACCAGUGGAUUGCGCCUGUGUUCUUUCAACAUGUAUUUAUGUAUGAAGUAAAGCCAUUAAAAUGAAUAUUUUAAUAAUAAUAUCGUUUUUUUUCUUUUUGUACAAAAGCACUUGAAACCGCACAGUUAUAGCCUACUUUGUGGACCAAUAUUUUAUUUUCAUGUUAAGAUGUGGAAAACAAAUCAAAAUGAUGAAAAAAAAGAAGAAAUUUGAAGAAAAAAAAAGAUAAUUGUGCACCUUCAAUAUUAUGCGCUUGAAAUCUUUAAAAGUCAUCUACAUAUGCAGAAAAUAAAUAGAUUUUAAAAAGACAAUCAAAGUAUUGAAUGUUAUACUUAUUUUUGUAACCAACGUUCUAUUUUUUUUAGUGUUGUUUGUUUUCCAAACAGGCCCAAAGAAGCAGUGAGCAUGCUAUGAGAGGCAUAUCCGGCUUAUCCUAAAUGAUAGAUGUUGCCCUUCCCCCCCCCCCCCCCCCUCCUUCUUCCUCCUGCUACCUUAAUGGGAGUUCUGUGGGUUUGUAUAGCUCGCUGCCCCUCCAGGGGAAUUCAGAUGGCUUUUGUUGAAUAGCCUCUCAUUUGACAGAAAAACUGAUCGACUUACACGACCAUUCAUGUAACUGGUGGUAAAAUCCGACCCUCUUUUAAGCAGAAAUUUAAUUGCAGGCUUUUGCGAGGGCAUUAUUGCCUUUACUAAAGAUAAAAGGAAGCACUCAAGUGGCUGGUAACAGUAUGCUGCAAACACUGCUUGCUCACUUGCCUCAGAGUCAUUUACUGUAGGGCGAUAAAUUGUGCUUGAUAGGACCAUGUAAAGAAUGUUCCAUGUGUGUAUUAUGUACAGUAUAGGAAUUACACAGUGCACAUAUUCAUCUCAAUGUUGUCUGUGUUCAGUCAACAGAAUUAUUUGGAAGAAUGUGCUUCAACAGUUGACUGUGUUUGGGCAGCACUACAAAUAUUCAGAAUGGACCCAGAACAUGUAAAGAUGCAGGAAAUUAAGCAUUCUUGCGACAAGAGGUGGAGAGAAACGGUAGCAUCUGAGUUACAGUUAGGAAUAUUUAACUCUUACUUCUUAUUUAUGGGUGCAUGUGGAAACGGACACCUUGCUAAUUUUGCUUAGAAACUGCAUGCCAUCAUGCUUUUUUGGAUUGUGCUAUUUGGGAGGUGGGCUGUGCUCAGCCUAUUUCAGCACCACUCCCCCCCCCCCCUCAGAUGUGUUGGAAAUGUGAACAAGGAGGGUUGGAGGUGGUGGAAACUGGUACUGCACUGACUUGUUGAAUUUUUACCUCUCUUGCUGCUGUCAUUGUGGAUAUCAUAAAUACACUGGACCCCUUGCCUUUGUCCUGGUAGCAGUUUUUAAAGAUUAUUUUGCUUCUAGAUCGCCGUGCUAAAUAGUUGACUUGACAGUGCUGUGGUUCAUUGUUAAGACGGAGCUGAUCUGUGUUAGAUGUCUACCGAGGUUUGUGCAGUGAGGCUGUGAUAAAGAGAUGAGAAGAGUGUUGGGUGAGAGAGAGAGAGAGAGAGAAAGAGAGAGAGAGGUAUGCAUGGCGAGGAAGAGAGAGCAGGAGACAAAGAGAUAAUGUGCGUGUGUGUGUGUGUGUGUGUGUGUGAGAGAGAGAGGGAGAAAGAGAGAGAGAGUGAGAGAGAGAAAACAAAGUUACAUAAGAGGCAAGUUACAGUACAGCACCCACAAGCCUGAGAGAGUUUGUCGCACCUGGAUACAGAAACAAACGAGAGGCGAGAGCGCCGCUGCCUCUCCUCACCUGCCAAAGUGACAUCAGGGUCAAUGAGUCUGAUAGAAAAUAUCAGAUGUUGAAUUCCCUUCACUUUGGUACCAGCAGUAGGAUAAACAGUAUGUGAGUGAAGCUGGACACUGAGUUUCCCUCUUUCCCUCUGGCAUUAGAAUGGAGGUGAAUGAAAUUUAACCCUCCAGGAAAGGGAUAUCCCACUGACUUUUGUUAGGGAGACAUCUUAUAUAUUUAUUCAAUAUUAUGCAAAAGCAGCUUUAUGCAUCCCUGCAAUCCAAUCAGUGCCCUGUGUUCCCCCACAGAAACUAUCAAUACACUCCUUCAAUUUGGCUUUAUCCUACAGGCUUUGUGUGUGUGUGUGUGUGUGUGUGCGUGUGUGUGUGUGUGUGUGUGUGUGUGUGUGUGUGUGUGUGUGUGUGUGUGUGCAUUUAAUGUUUGUGUGAAGGAGUGACUGAAUGCGCAUGUGGAGCUGGAAACUGUUUUUGGCUUUGGUGCCUUGCUUCAACGUGAGAAAAAAAAAUGAGAUAAAAAAAUUCGCCACAAGUGACAGAUGGCAAUUUUAGUGGCCCUACAAUGCUGCAGUCCAUUAGCUUACAUUGAAACUCCCUUUGACUCUGUUUAAUUGCUCAGCUUAGUCUGCCCAAGAGUAGUAGAAUUAGGCUUUUUCUUUUUAAAGCAUGGCCAAUGAUUUAUUGAUUAUAAAAAGAAAAAAAAAGAAGAGAAUGUAUAUUUUGAUGGAGCAGGCAAUGUGUGUGUGUGCAUGAGUUUCGGGUGUUCAGUGCCUGUGAGAGUUGUGAACAAUGACCGGUGUUUGUUACUGUUGAUUAUGAGGUGUUGUUGAUUAUUUUGAUAUUGGUCAGUAAUUUAUUAAUCAGAAAAUAGCCCCAACAUAUUAUUUACAACUAUGUGCAUCACUAUUUAGAAUAAAAGGGUUUCAGAACAUGACAGAGAUGUUGUUCAGAUUAUAGAAAAUGCCUGUUGUUAAUAUUUCUGAAAGCUCCAAACGCCUUACUUCAAUGUUUAAUCUCUUAUCUAUCUGAAAACAAUGUGUUUUAAAAGUGAACCUUAGUACAAGUGACAUGGUUAUACACACAGGAGUCCUUAUAUGGGUUUACGUUUCUCAAUGUUAUGAAAGUGUUGUAAGAUUUGUAUGAAUAAAUUUUUGUAAACAACA